AUGGCUCUGACGAUGAGAGCAGCGGCCGCCGCCGCGCCCCGCGGUUUGCGCCGCUUUUUCUGUUCCAACCCAAUCCCGUCUUCUCCCACUUUCCCUUUCACUUCAACGCAGCCUUCGGGAGCUACCUCCGCUCGACAGAUGGCGGAUCCCAACACCAACCUCUUCGUCUCUGGGCUUAGCAAACGUACUACCACAGAGAGACUGCGAGAAGAAUUUCAAAAGUUUGGUGAAGUGGUUCAUGCAAGGGUGGUAACUGAUAGAGUCUCAGGUUACUCCAAGGGGUUUGGUUUUGUGCAAUAUGCUACUUUAGAAGAUGCUGCCAAAGGCAUUGAAGGCAUGGAUGGCAAGUUUUUGGAUGGCUGGGUUAUAUUUGCAGAGUAUGCAAGACCAAGACCCCCACCGGGAGAAGCUGUAAAUAAUAUGACUAAACAGUAUGGCCGACCUUACUAG
Lathyrus sativus (Indian pea) is the source of this 450-nucleotide messenger RNA. The record is from the annotation of a GenBank genome assembly. Lineage: Eukaryota; Viridiplantae; Streptophyta; Magnoliopsida; Fabales; Fabaceae.